AGUUUCCUGUAUGUAGGAUCGCCGUUCGAAUACCACGAACGACGCGUUUCUUUGGUAACGAAAAUAUCUGAAGCGAACUACGUUUAUUUUUUUCUGAUAAACACUUUGUAUACGUACGUGUUAAAAGAUUAAUAUGAAGAGAAAUGUUAUAAACCUUUUCGACAUCGAUCAAAGAAUUUAAUUAAAAGAAAUUAUAUGUAAUGGGUUGUGGGAACAGUACACCAGAACGUUCAAAAUCUGCAGCAUCUUUGGAACCUUUUAAUAGAAAGCCUAAAAUAAGCGUUCGAAGACAAUCCGAAGUAAAAAGAGCGGAAGGGAAGCCAGAGAUAAUUUUCAUUUUUGGCGGACCAGGUUCAAAGAAAGGAUGUAUUGUCGACGACUUAUGCAGCACUUUUGGGUUUAAGUUUGUUUCUUGCGAAUCAUUGGUUUUUAGCGAACUACCGAAGAAGGUAAAAAACGUUAUGCAAAUUGAAAGUUCCAAAGAUAUACAAGACUUACUUAAGGACGAUUCGUCUCAAGUCAAUAUUAGAUGGAUACUAAGCCUAGUGGAGAAUAAAAUAGAGCAAGAUCCCGAUAAGGAGUCGAGUGUCUAUAUAAUCGAUUAUAUGCCGAAUUUAAAAUGUUUGCUGAGAAUAGAAAGUAUUAUAAAUGAGUGCGUGAAAGCUCUAGAAGAAUUUGAAACGAAGUAUCCAGUAUCUUUUGCUCUUAAUUUAGCCAUACCACCUGACAAAGUGGUCACUCAAAAGAUACCUCUAUGCACAACUCCAGGUAAUAAAAUGAAAGAAACAGGAGGCCAGAGCGACGAAGCUGAUACGGGAAGAACACAAAAAAGAGCAGCAAUAUUCGAUACAUCUGCAAAACCUUUCCUAGAAUACUUUUCAAAAUCUUCCAGAUUGUUAACAAUCGAUGUCACAUGCGGUAAUGCAGAAUUAAUGUGGAAUCAGGUUCUUGAGAUGUUCGGCGAAUUGAAAUUCAAUGCUUCGAAAAUAGUGAAUCCUCUACUGCUAUUUGCCUUAGAUGAUAAUGACGUCAACCGAAUUGAUACAAGAAAAUACUACAUGGAUAUUAUUCAAUUGGCAUCGAUUGUAUCCGAUCCACACAGUGAUGCGAAAAAACUUCUGUUAACCUUAUUCGAUCAUAUCAACAAGAGAGCUGGAAGGGCGGAUGCAUUUGUUAUCAACGUUUCCGGAACGUCAUUAGCGUCUCUGAAAGAUCUUAAGCAUAGUGAGGACAAGCCACCUUUAUUUUUCGAUAUUGAAGACGGAUAUCUGGAAAGGUAUUUACCAGGAAGCCCCAAAAAAGGGAUGCAUAUGUCUACACAAAAGCAAGGAGAAUUAUAUAAAGCCGUCAGUAGCAUAGAAAACGACGUAUGCCUUUUCCCCCAACGUUUAGAUUCUACAACGUGUAGAACGAUCGCUUCAUAUUUCGCUCAUUCAAGUAGAUUAGUAGGAAAUGUAUCUUAA
Molecule: messenger RNA, 1463 nt
Organism: Dimorphilus gyrociliatus
Lineage: Eukaryota; Metazoa; Annelida; Polychaeta; Dinophilidae
Source: the annotation of a GenBank genome assembly